Dissoconium aciculare CBS 342.82 is the source of this 4735-nucleotide messenger RNA. RefSeq names its product P-loop containing nucleoside triphosphate hydrolase protein. Gene Ontology annotation, molecular function: ATP binding; ATP hydrolysis activity; ABC-type transporter activity. Gene Ontology annotation, cellular component: membrane. The record is from RefSeq and is a predicted model, not a curated record. Bases 1 to 4428 code for a protein of 1475 amino acids. The transcript has 3 exons. Gene Ontology annotation, biological process: transmembrane transport. Lineage: Eukaryota; Fungi; Ascomycota; Dothideomycetes; Mycosphaerellales; Dissoconiaceae.
AUGUUUUUGAAUAAAAGCUUCCGAGCGUCCUCGCCUUCAUCGUCGUCGUCGUUGUCAUACAACUCCCGGGAGAAGCUCGAGAGUUACCAUGACAAGGACGGCACGGCAACGACAGAAUCGUUCAAGGCCUUCUCCGACAAGUGGUGGUGGAGAAGCAUUGUGGCACUAUCUUCAAUCGGGGCAAUCUGCGCCUGUAUCUCGACGGUGGUCACAAUCAACCCAGUGCUUUCCAAUGACAGACUGCCAUUGCAGUUGAUCCAAAGCGCUACUUGGUGUUUCUCCAUCAUCCAUGCCAUCAUUUCAUCCCGAGCGCCACUUCCCAGAAGACAUGGUCUCGCUCAUGACGCGCUCUGGACUAGCCUUGGCCUUGCUAUCCUGACCGGGGCAGGCUUCCAAGAAUUCCAUUCAUACGGUGACAAGAUCACUGCUUCGCCAGAUGGUCCCGCCCUCGCCGCUGCCGUCCUCCGGGCGAUAUGCUGCCUCGCUAUCCGACGACGUCCCGAUGUCUACCACGAUGGACAGCUCGUAGAUCGGGAACACACCGUCAGCCUGCUCAGCAAGCUCACAUUCGCUUUUGUGACGCCGACCAUCACCUCGGUCGGACGCCUGCAAGGAAGCCUGGAGCAUAAGGAUCUGCCGCAGCUCCCCGCGCGAGCGCGCGCCGAAGUUCUACGCGCGAAUCUCGACGCAGAAAAGGUGAAAGGGAAGAGCUUGUUCCAAGCACUGUAUAUGGUGCAUCGGUAUGGGCUUCUGCGGCAGCUCCUUCUUGCGCUGGCCUACGCGCUUUUCGGCUUCGCACCUCGACUUGCCCUGUUUGCAAUCCUCCGCAGCUUGGAGACGGACCAAUGGGGCGACCGCAACAUUUGGGCCGCAGCGUUAGGUGUUGGGAUGUUUCUGACUUCGGCAUCGUCCGCCUGGUUAUGGUGGGUGACGUACUCCCAUCUCGCCGUGCCCAUCUAUUCGGAGCUGGUAGCUCUCAUCUACGCCAAGGGCAUGCGGCGGAAGGACAUCCAUCGUGCUGGAGAGGACAUUGAGGGCGAUGAUUCCGGACAGGCCGAGCAACAGCAGCAGCAAGAGCAACACGAGACGCUCAAUCUGGUGACUUUGGAUGCCAAGCGCAUCUCCGACUGCGCGUCAUACAAUCAUCUGAUCCCUUCCUCGAUCCUGCAAUUCAUCGUAGCUUGCGGCUUGCUGACCUGGCUGAUCGGCUGGCAAGCGUUGCUUGCUGGCAUCGUCGCCAACUUUGCAGUAUCUCCAGUCAACUUCUACGUGGCCAAAGUCUAUGGGAAGUUCCAAGUCGGGCUCAUGGCCUCGCGUGAUCACCGCACGACAGUCGUCCGGGAGAUGGUGGAAAACCUGCGGCAGAUCAAGUUUUCGUCGCUCGAAUCACAUUGGCAAGAGAAGGUUACUCGAAUCCGUGAGCAUGAAGUGCGACAGAAUUUCAAGUCGAUCGUCUACGAGACCGGGUUUCAGGCGACAUGGAUCUUGGGGCCGUUGCUGAUAUCCUCCGUAGCUCUCACGGUCUACGCGGUCAUUCACGGUCGGCUCGAGGCCUCCACUGCCUUUACUGCCAUGUCAAUCUUCGGGUCCCUCGAGGUGGCACUCGCCGCCCUGCCGCAUCUUUUGACUGCAGCGAUGGAAGCCAAAGUCAGUAUCGAUCGCAUCGACAAAUUCCUCGCGGAACCCGAGAAGGUCACUUCAAAGGCCGAGACAGAUCGGAUCCAAUUUGACGACGCUUAUAUCGCAUGGCCAACGCAGGAAGGCUCUGCGGACAGUUCCUUUAAGCUCUCCGGCCUGACGGUCACUUUUCCUUCCAAAGGCCUAUCGGUCAUUGCUGGCCGCACAGGAACCGGUAAGAGUCUUCUGCUCUCUGCAAUCUUAGGCGAAUGCGAGACCCUUUCAGGAUCAAUCUACACUGCCUCCAGCAGCGAAGAUAUGUGGCGGGCAACAUUCAAACCAUGGAUCGUUCCCGGCGCAAUCGCCUACGUUCCACAGAACCCCUGGAUCGAGAACGGUACCAUCCGUAGUAACAUCCUGAUGCGGUUGCCACUUGACCAGGCUCGCUACGAUGAAGCAGUCUUCGCCGCUGGCCUUGAGCGGGACCUUCAAAUCCUCGAGGAUGGCGAUCGCACGGAGAUUGGAGCCAACGGAGUCAACCUCAGCGGCGGCCAACGGGCUCGAGUGUCAUUUGCUCGUGCGCUUUACUCGCGCGCAGAGAUUCUCAUCAUGGAUGACAUCUUCAGCGCACUGGAUGCGGACACAUCGAAGCAUGUGCUUGACCACGGCAUCCAUGGACGACUCGCAGACGAUCGGACACGUAUCCUUGCUUCCCACCAUACCGGAUUAUGCUUACCGAAGGCAGACUACUGUGUGGUUUUAGGGCAUGGCACUGCUUUGUAUAGCGGGCCCCUCGCCGAACUCAAGCAAAGAGAAGGCUUUUCCAAGCACAUAAGCAGUCAUGACUUGGAUGAUGUAGCGGAAGACAAUGGCAAACCGAGGAGCUCGUCAAGUGACCAGGACGCUGUCGAAGGAGCCCAACAAACCGCUCAGAUCUUCAUCGCCGAAGAAACCCGAGCGAUCGGUGCGCGCCGGCUGAAGUCGUACUUGCAACUUUUCAAAGUCGGCGACAAGCUGCAAUGGUCAUGGGCGGCCGGCUUUCUUGCGGCGCUGCUCUAUACAGUCGCCCUCCUUGGACGUGGUUGGGUCCUUGCGUUGUGGACGGGCUCAGGCUAUGCAGCAGCCACGCAUCAUCGAGACGCCUAUUAUUCUCUCAUGUCGUUCGCUGUGACCCUGCGGGAGGAUAUCGCCACGACGGAAGUCCCCCUUGACUUCUUCAAAUGGAUGGGAUUGUAUGUGGGUGUCUCCAUGGCUGCGAGCUUGAUGGGCACGCUGCGAUUCUUCCUGGUCCGUUGGGCCUCCUUGCGAUUCUCGCAGGCCAUGUUCCAAAACAUGCUAGCGGCGAUUCUUGGCGCUCCGCUCCGCUGGGUCGACACAGUCCCUCUGGGGAGGGUGCUCAAUCGGCUCACGACGGAUAUGUUCACCAUGGACAUCGCCCUUGGCACAAACCUUGCCGAGCUUCUGGUUUGGGCAUUGCAAAUCCUCGCUGUAGUUGUUGCGAGUGUGAUGGUCUCGCCCUAUGUCCUAAUUCCUGCAGCGCUACUUCUCUCCAUUUCCCUCAGAUUCGCGUUUUUGUACUUGAAAGCUGCUCGCGAGGCGAAGAGGUUGGAGAGCGUGACCAGAUCGCCGAUUCUCGAGCAUUUCACGUCAAGCAUUACAGGACUUACCACCAUCCGGGCGUUUGGGCUCACGUCAACAUACCUCCAGGCCAUGUUCACUAAAAUGGAUCAUUUCUCGAAGAUAUCCUGGAGUGUGUGGCUUUUUAAGUGGUGGAUUCAAUUGAGAAUCGGCUUCCUCGGAGCAAUCUUUGCCACGGCUAUCGCGUUUCUGAUCAUCAGGCUUGGCGUAUCCGCCUCUCUCUGCGGCUUUGCCAUCAGCUUCGUGUUGCAAUACAGCCAGGCAGUCUCUGAUGCAAUCGGCUCCUACUCCACUUUUGAGAUGGAUAUGACGGCACUUGAGCGGGUAGCCGAGUAUGCAAACGUGGAAAGUGAGGCCCAGGAAGGACACGAGCCGCCCGCUUUCUGGCCGACUCAGGGCAGGAUAGAGGUUGAGAAUCUCACUGUGAGGUAUGCACCUGAGCUACCAGCAGCGCUCGAAGACCUCACCUUCUCCAUCGAGAACAAUGAACGCAUCGGCAUAGUCGGGCGCACCGGCAGUGGAAAGUCGACUCUUGCACUCGCUCUAUUCCGCUUUAUCGAAGCGAGCUCCGGUACCUUCCGCGUAGACGGGCUUGACGCAUGCGCGAUGAAGCUCACUGCACUACGCAGGGCCAUGGCCCUGGUCCCACAGCACCCGACACUAUUCGCUGGCACCAUAAAAUUAAACCUCGAUCCCCGCGGAAUCCAUUCAGAUCUGGAACUCGAUGAUGCACUACGCAGAGUUCACUUGAAGUCCGAUCGGGCCACAGGAUUGCAGUCCUUUGCGCUGAACAGCCCCGUCGCAGAGGGCGGACGGAACUUUUCGCAGGGACAGCGGCAAUUGAUCUGCUUGGCUCGAGCGAUCCUUCAAAGGCCGAAGAUCAUGAUCCUCGACGAAGCGUCUUCGUCGGUCGACGCGGAGACCGACUCGCUGAUGCAGGAAACCAUCCGGGCCGAGUUCGGCCGGAACAUGAGCACUUUACUCGUGAUCGCCCAUCGCCUCAGCAGCGUGGCGGACUUCGACAAGAUUCUCGUCCUUGACCACGGUAAGCUGGUCGAGUUCGACAGUCCGCGGAAUUUGCUCGCAAGAGAGGGAGGUGUGUUUCACGAACUCGUGCAACGAAGUGGCGAUCGGGAAGCACUUCAGAAGAGCAUCCUUGGGGCAACACCGUGAACACACCGUGUUUGAGUGUGGCCCAACCGUAGGACAUGUCACUUGAGCACAUGAGAAGCGCCGAAAUUUGCCCCGGUGGUUGAAGAAAUUGGACAUGUAUUAUUAUAAUUCGUGUGUUUGUACAGGACUUUGUUGCGUUCACCAUGUACGGCAGUAAUUUCUGCCUCAUCACAGUAAGGUCGAAUGACUCGCGGGUCCGUCGAUUUGGGAGAUUCAACCUGGACAAGUCGUUCUCCAAAUUGAUGAUCGCAAACGCAUUCAAUGAUGUCGUGACGCACAUAAAGACAGUCACGAACGUGGUUGGGCG